Molecule: messenger RNA, 3742 nt
Organism: Erinaceus europaeus (western European hedgehog)
Lineage: Eukaryota; Metazoa; Chordata; Mammalia; Eulipotyphla; Erinaceidae
Gene: CD300LB
Product: CD300 molecule like family member b
Exons: 4
Coding region: 722-1348 (208 amino acids)
Cellular component (GO): plasma membrane
Molecular function (GO): transmembrane signaling receptor activity
Source: RefSeq, a predicted model, not a curated record
UUAUUUUUUUCUGGAGCACUGCUCAGUUCUUGCUUCUGGUGGUGUGAGUGAUUGAACCUAGAACCUUGGAGCCUCAGGCAUUGGAAACUGUUUGUAUAAUCAUUAUGUUUCUCCUCCACACAUUUGAAGUUUUUCUCAGGGUACUAAGAACAGUCUUGAGUGUGGGACUCUGUCCCCAGAACCUGACAUCUGUUUUCUCAUUCAAGUCUCACAAUACCUGUUGUGAGUGAGCCCAGAGUGACUGAGAUGUCUCCAGUUGUGCAGCUUGUAGGUGGUGCUUGGGAUUAGAGCCCAGGACUGUCCGUCUGGGCAUCAUAGUUUGCACUUGACUCUGACACCUGAACAGAGACAUUUUCAGGCACGCUCACCUGUCACUUGGGGUGUUGAGGGCCUCCCAGCAGCUGGGACCCAUUGUCCUUGUGACACCUGUUGUGACCUUCCUUACCCUGUGAAGGCCCUUUGCAGACCCCUUGUUCCCUAUUUCCUACCUUGGGGGGACUCUAGUAACCUGCCACCUAGCCCUGCCCAGUAAUGACGCUCCUUUAGCAGAAGAGCCCAAAGUAGGAAAUACCAUAAAAGGAAGCAAAUGCGUCAGAAACUCAAAGACAAUCUGGACAAGCAGAAAGCAAACAGCAGGUCUGAGGCAGAGCUCUGAGAAUCUGGCUGAAGCUGAAGGUUCCUUGGCUGUGCCUCCAAGGGCAAGGAGCAGGGAAGCAGGACUAUGUGGCUGUGCCCAGCGCUUCUCCUAUUCAGCCUCCCAGGCUGUCUCUCUAUCAUUGCCUUAAAGACUGUGAGAGGCCGGGAGCAGGGCUCGCUGACUGUGCAGUGUCACUACACCUCAGGGUGGCAGAACUACGGGAAGUACUGGUGCCGAGGCCCUUGGAAAACCUGCCGCACCCUUGUUGCAACCACUGGAUCUGAGCAGGAGGUGAGGAAGGGCCGUGUCUCCAUCAGGGAUGACCAUAAAAAGCAGGUUUUCCAUGUGACCAUGAAGGAGCUUCGGCAAAGUGACGCAGGCCUCUACUGGUGCGGGAUCCAGAAGUCGGGAAAUGACCUCUGGGCAAGAGUGACAGUGGACAUUGAGCCAGCGGGGCUGCACACGUCAACAAGCCUGCUCUCCCAGGAUAUGGUCAGCAACCAGAGUGGGAUGAGAUCCGGCCCCCACCCCAGGACCCACUACAUGCUCUUGGUGUUUGUGAAGGUGCCCAUCCUGCUCGCAGUGGUGGGGGUCGUGUUCUGGCUGAAGGGACCUCAGGGGAACCCCAGGGAGCAGUGUGAAGAGCCGUUCUAUGUGAAUUCGUCCUUCAGUCUUCUGAUCCAAGACACAGUCCCCCAGAAAGAGGGGUGAGGAGAAGGUCCUGAGCUUCCACUUCCAGAGGAAACACAUGCUGUGGAGGAGGCAGUGUCUGAGCCACAGCCCUGCUGCCCAGGGACACAGCUGGGCCUCUGGAUGCCGCUGCCUCCUGGAGGACGGGCCCCUUGUUCCCACUUCUUCAAGGUGGCGAGUCCCACUCAGCCCUGGGACUCAGGGAGUAUAACUAGGGGCUGCUGAGAUGCAGCUCAGGUGUGAGAAUGGUUGUGUCGCUGGGCGGCAUGUGGCUCAGGGGACCUCACGCUAGAGGGAGACAGACCUCAUGCGAAGAGACUCAGUUCUGCAUGCAGUGUGCUCCACACAUCUCCCUGGAUUGGGAGCGAUUUCCUUUGGCUUAUCUGCUGCUCACCUCAGGUUGUAUUGAGGCAGAGUUGACAAAUAGAAAUGUAUAGAUCUGAGGUAAACAACGUGAUUUUUUUUUAAACCGAGCUCUAAUGUAAGUAUAAUUUGCCAUACUUACACACAGUAAAAUGAUUACCAUAAUCAAGCUGACACCCCCAUCACCUCAUUAGCUCAUGGGGGGGGGGUGUUGUUGAUUAGCUGUGAUGAGAACACUUAGAUCUACUCUCAGCAAAUCCAAAAAUGCAACACCCAGUUGGGAACAGUAGUCACCACUCUGCACAUUUGCUUUCCAAGCUUACAGCUGAAAGUCUUCCUCUCCUCCUCUUCUUCCUCCUUCUUUUUAAUAUUUUUCUUCUUUAUUCUGGGGAUUAAUGGUUUGCAGCUGACAGUAAAAUACAGUAGUUGGUCCAUGUGUCACAUUUCUCAGUUUCCCACAUGACACUCUAACCCCCCCUCCACCUAGGUCCUCCUCUGCCAUCAUGUUCCAGGAGCUGAAUCACCCCCCAACCCAGAGUCUUUUACUUCGGUGCAAUACACCAACUCCGGUCCAAGUUCUGCUUAGUGUUUUCCCUUCUGUUCUUUGUUUGCAACUUCUAUUUAGCAGUGACAUCAUCCCAUACUCAUCCUUCUCUUUCUGGCUGAUCUCACUUCACAGGAUUCCUUCACGCUUCAUCCAAGAUGAGGUGAAGAAGGUGAAGUCACCAUUUUUAAUAGCUGAGUAGUAUUCCAUUGUGUAUAUAGACCAUAACUUACUCAGCCACUCACCUGUUGUUGGACGCCUGGGCUGCUCCUAGUUUUGGCUAUGACAAACUGUACAGCUGAAAGUCUAGACCUUUGACCCACAUCUCCCUAUUCUCCACAUACCCACCCUCUGCCUUAGUAGUUACCAUUCUACCUCUGGCUCUUUGUGGAGCUUCUCCCUUUAAAUAUCUGUGAGGAUGUGUGAGACCUCCCUCUCUCCCCUCAGCCCUCUAUACAAACUGAUGGGCUCUGGUCUCUCAGCCUCAGGAGAGCAAGAGGAGACCUCACCAGGAAUAAAGAAGGGAGUCUUAUGACCUAGCCUGGUAGCUAGACCCUCUUCUCCUCUCUCUUUGCCCUUCAGACAAUAGGGAACUUCCUCCCACCUCAGACCUAGCUUACAGUCCUGUGCAGUGAUGCUCAUGAGUGUUCCAUAAUGCCCAGGAAGGGCAGAGUGUGAGUCGGGCUAAGACCUUUUGAGUCACGCUGCUGGGGAGUGGGGCACCAGCUCCAGAGAUGUCCUCUAUGAGAAUCCCCUGCAUCCAGUCUCCUAAACCUCUACUAACUUGGGUGACAUGGCAGCUCUGUGAAGGCAAAGCUAGAGCCCAGCCAUUUUCCUGGCUGGUUUAGAUGGUUAAGGGGUCAUUGGUGGACACCUGCCUAGAGUCCACACCUCUCCCAGAGCUUCUGCCAAUGGCAGUAGCCCCUGCUCUAUACUUCAGCUGUUGCUCUCAGAACCAUCAGAGAGACUAUUGGGGUAGGGAUCUGUUGUCUUGUCUGGAAAGACCGCUCCCAACACUCUGUCUUUCUUUGUCUUUCUCUUUCUCUGUGUCUCCUUCUUUCCUCUUUAUGGGAACUUGCCCUUGGCUUCUGGAGAAUGCCAUCAAAAUGACCAAUGGUUUGGCUCAUAUGGGGAAUGUAGAGAAUGAAAGCAUCUAUACUUGCAAAAAUUAAAAAGUAGCCAAACACCUGUGCACUGUCUCUAAGACUUCUUGGGAACUAUCGUGGUUAUAGUUGGUGAUGGCGGUGGGGAGAGGCACACAGAACUUUGGUAGUGGGUGUGGUGUGGAGCAGUGCCUCUAUAACUUUAACACACUGUAAACUGAUAUUAAAUCAUUAACUUAAAAAAAAAAAACAACUGUCAAUCAAGUCUUGCCUAAUGUACCCACAAUCAAGGAAGGGAGAAAAAAUAGAGAUUAAGCGGGCUGGGUAGUGGUGCACCUAGUUAAGGGUACAUAAUACAAAGUGCAAGGACCUGUGUAAGGAUCCGGGUUGGAGACACUGUUUCCC